Molecule: messenger RNA, 2526 nt
Organism: Leptomonas pyrrhocoris
Lineage: Eukaryota; Euglenozoa; Kinetoplastea; Trypanosomatida; Trypanosomatidae
Exons: 1
Coding region: 130-2526 (798 amino acids)
Biological process (GO): peptidyl-lysine monomethylation
Molecular function (GO): protein-lysine N-methyltransferase activity
Source: RefSeq, a predicted model, not a curated record
GGUAACACUUUAAUAGUACUUGACCGCUGUGCUGUCACACGGUCAGCAAAGACAACCAGCGGAGGCAUUGCGCGUUUGCAUCUUGGUUUGGACCUCUUCCUCAUUGAAGAAGAAAAACCCUCAAGGAUCAUGUCAGUGGCGGGUACCGCCACCGCCUUGCAGCAUCUGCUCGAGGCAGAAGGGGCCGUAAUUCACGCCGCUCUGCAAGCGCGUGCGCUGCCGUCCAUGGGUGGUGGUGUCGGGAUGGUUCUCACGAAGAAACUGGCCCCCGGGGCGACGCUCGCGCGCUUCCCAUUUCGCUCCAUGAUCACUGCCCGCAAAGCCCGGUUCAAUCUUGCGAUGGCCGAAGUGGCGCUGGAGCUGAGCGAAGAGACGUCUACGAAGGCUGCGGAUGCGAAGCAAACGUCAGCUACAGGGAUGGCAGAGGAAGAUCUUUUUCCUGUCGUCCCUUUCACUUCACGCGUGUGGUCGGAGAGCGAGUUUGAGUCGCAGGUCCGCUCACAGAAGGUGCGCAGGGCGAUCGACGCCAAGGUGGAGGAGCUGGAGGCGGUAUUAGAUGGUACCGAGGCAAUCGUGUGCUACAUUUUGCUGAUGGCAGCGCUUCACGGUCGUUGGCAAGCUGACGCAAGCAGCCCGCAAACGCACGACACUGAAGAAGAGAACGAACAAGCUUCUGAGAGUAGCAUUCGAUCACACCCGUCUGCACUGCGGUUCACCCACGAGAACAGGUGGAUGCGGAUGUGGAUUCAUGCGCUUCCGGUACAGUACGAUAAUCUGCUGGAGCUUGCGCCGUCGCAACUCAGCGCAUCGGCUGCGCCUGAUGUUGCCAGCGCGAACCCCGCUGCAGGGCAAGCACCUCCGUUGUUCUCUACCGCGCCUUCCUCCCCAGUGCCACCGCUGCCGCUGAAGACGUCGUACACCACUUCGUCCGAGUGGCUGCGGUCGUAUGUCGCACUCGCGCGCUUCCGUGCGUCGACGCUGCGUGGGCAGCACUCGGUGGAGCAGCGCUACCGCAAAUGCUGCGCCGCCCUGCGGUCUUUGCGGAACAUGCCCAGCGGAGAAGAGUCUGACCAAUGCUCAGUGGCACAGGCAGCUCUCGCUGACGAGCCGGAGGACGAGGCGCAGCAGGACGAGCAGCACCAGCAGCCACGCACGUCAUCGUCUUCUCCCCUGCCACAGCCUGCUGAAGAGUCGCUCGCUUCUCCAUGCACGCUGGGACACUUUCUGUGGGCCUUCAACACUCUCAUGAGUCGCGGCUUUUUCUUCCCGGAAGAGACGUGGGCUGUGAUACCCUUUGUGGACUACUUCAACUACGCACUGGACUCCAACGGGACGAUGUUUCCACAGGAAGACGACCCCUCUGACGCUGAGAGUCUUAGCAGUGUGAGCUUGUCGAUGGUGGGCACAGCGCUGAUGCCGGCCGCGGCACCACGCAAGCAAGCCCGUCGCAGUGGGCUGCGCAGCGCACAGGUGGGCAAAGACGCCAUUCCACUGGCCAACUACAACAUCUACGAGUUCCAGCUUAUUCGUCCUGUCCAGGCAGCAGGCGAGCAAGUGAUGCUGCACUACGGCGCGUAUUCUGACGUGGAGCUUCUCAUGUGGUACGGCUUCACGCUGCGACCUUCGCUGCUGCCUACAAGUCAUCUUUCCCCUGUCGUCACCGGCACGUGUGACGCGACGAACGCUGUUGUUCCGCUGCUUCCGCCUGGCGUAGUGGAGGCAGAUGGAAGUCACCUAUUGCUUCACACGGCACGUGCGUUGCAUGUUCUUCUGCCGCAGAUUGUGUGUGCCGCCACCCGUAUUGCCUACUACCGGCAGCAGAUACAGCCUUUACACGUGUCCGCCGAACCGACGACUCCUGACGGGGAUCAGCCCAGUCCGGCAACGCAGGACGAAACAGACGAAUAUGCGUACAAUACAUGGGCAAAAGCUCUCAAUCGCGCCUAUCGCCUUCCCCUCUCCCCUUUAGCAGACGCCGAGGGCAACUACCCACCUGCCGUACGUGGGCAGACGUGGAUGGAUGUUUUGUUUCUCUCCUUUUCGCAGACUUCACCGCUGGCAGCGCCGUGCUCGGAGAACCUUUCCGCGUCCCACGCCGCUGGGUUGAAGGCGGACGGAUGGAUGCGUCAGUGGGUUGCGCAGCGAUGGCCGCUGUUUGCUGAGACGGCUUCUCCACGCGUGGCGAAGGGCUGCGGCCUCGGUGUGCUCGGUCUCUCUCCUCCUCUGCACACCGCUAUCUCCUCCAGCUUUUGGGCUCCCCCAAAGCAGGGCAGGAUGCGGGAGGCAGAGAAGAUACAACUUGUUCGCGGAAUUGCGUGGGCGGAGCUCUACGUGAAUGCGACUGCGGAGACGGUGGCGAAGCGAGAGGCGGCAGAAACUGCAGCCGAGGUCGCGGUGAGCGCUGCUGCAGCCGCACUUGCGCAGACUGCCGCGGUUGAUCAGUGGGCGUUGCUGCGCUUUUUGGCUCUCGAAGGCUCCGACGCUGCGCUGGAAGAGUACUUGGCGUAUGAGUCCGAAAGUGAUUGA